This is a messenger RNA of Ostertagia ostertagi, 924 nucleotides long. Lineage: Eukaryota; Metazoa; Nematoda; Chromadorea; Rhabditida; Trichostrongylidae. The record is from the annotation of a GenBank genome assembly.
CUUCAGGACGACAUCUACGUUCCGUGUAAAGAAUUGGCCUUGAAAUUCCAACGUGGAGACAUUCUGCACGUGCUCAGUACGGAAGACGAAAAUUGGUGGCAGGCGUACCGCGAAGGUGACGAUCACUCGCAGUCCCUGGCUGGCCUCAUCCCAAGCUCAAGCUUCCAUCAACAAGUCGUUCUCUACAUGGACGAGAUUGAAAAAGAUGAAUUGCCCAAAUGUCGGACCGAGUCGAGGAAGAAAUUACAGGAGGUCAUUCGAACGUUAGGUCGCAAGAGCUCCAAAGAGGUUCAACGCAGCGCCGAUGAGCCAGUGGGAAACAGCAUUGGCUACCACUCAGAUUUGCUGACAUACGAAGAAGUGGUUCUGUAUCUGGCACGAACCGAUCGUAAGCGUCCAUUGGUGCUCUGCGGCCCUGAAGGGGUUGGAUGUCUAGAGCUACGGCAGCGACUGCUCGAAAGUGAUAGAGAUCGUCUUGCUGGACCAGUGCCAUACACGACUCGACCUCAACGAGAUGGCGAGCUCGACGGUAUCCACUACCAUUUUAUUCCAAAGCAGCGCUUUUUAGACGAUUCGAAGGCCGGCAAAUUCGUUGAGUACGGAGAAUAUGAGAAGUACCUCUAUGGAACGGCAGCGGCAGAUAUUGUCAACGUUAUAAAACGAUCAAAAACCUGCGUACUCACGCUCAAGGCCGAGUCACUUAUUGCUGUGAGGACACCUGAAAUCAUGCCGUUCAUUCUGUUCAUCGCUCCUCCUUCAUUGCAAACGCUACGCAGGCAAAAGGAAUGCGCAGGGCAUUUCAAUGUCAAAGAUGAAGAACUGAAGAGUAUUUUAUGCCAAGGAAAGAGCAUAGAACAGGUCGAAAUUCGGACAUCUGUUCGACAGCAUCAUUGUGAACACGGACUUCAACAAAUCGUUGGAUGA